AUGCCAGAAGAAAUCAAAAGCUCGCCAUUUGUGUUCUACGCUUUUUACCAGUUAUACAAACAUUUCUAUGGAACUGCAGCACCCAAAUUGACAUUUGAGGCGAUAAAACAGCGUAUCUUCCCUAAAUAUCAUGUUGAUCCCUCAGAAUUGCAGAAUAAAAAGUCACUUUUUAUAACUUGGAAGAAACGCACUGCUAAGAGUCCUGAACACUAUCAGUUACGUGGUUGCAUAGGAACCUUUGCUAAAAUACCCUUGCUUGAGGGUAUUGAAAGGUAUUCUCUCAUUGCAGCUUUGGAAGACCACCGUUUCCCCCCAAUUGCACCGAGUGAAAUCAGCAGUUUGAAAUGUAGCUGCAAUAUUUUGCAAAACUUCAAAGUAAUUUAUAGUGGCUCCGACCAGAAAGGGGAUAUUUACGAUUGGGAUAUUGGUGUCCAUGGCAUUGAACUUCGCUUCAAAGACCCCCAAACUUCAACGAUAUUGAGUGCGACAUUUUUACCUGAGGUUAUGCCAGAACAAGGUUGGAACAAAAAAGAGACUUUUGCAAAUUUGAUUGAAAAAGCAGGGUGUUAUGAACAGGUUGAUUCGGUCAUCGACAAUUUUCAGGAUUUCUUCAUAGAAGUAAUCAGGUAUGAAGGUAACAAAAGUGAGAUCUCCUUUGAUCAGUACCAAACUCUCCAAUCGCUUGCGGUGAAUACGGUAUGA
This is a messenger RNA of Lachancea fermentati, 702 nucleotides long. NCBI's taxonomy places the organism in Eukaryota, Fungi, Ascomycota, Saccharomycetes, Saccharomycetales, Saccharomycetaceae. The record is from the annotation of a GenBank genome assembly.